UUCUAUGUCUGUGACCGACAUUGCACGUACGCAUUUCGUUCGAUAUCGUUGUAGAAUUCAUCUGUAAAAACUCGGUAUUUUACCAUGACGAAUAAGCUACUGCAAUUUGGUGGUUAUCCUGCAGAAUAUGAUCCUGUGAAGCACGGACCAUAUGAUCCUGCACGCUACUAUGGAAAACCUGAUACUGCCUUCACGGAUCUGAAGAUCAGCGAAAUUCCAGGCUGGAUUGCGAGACGUCAAAAAAGUCCGCAGGCGCUUGUGGGAUUGUUUUCACGAGCGUUUUGGCGUUGGCAACAUAAAUACAUACACCCUCGACGAGGUGGAAUAGCUCCCUUCUUUCAAGUGGUAGUUGGUUCUAUGUUCGUGUUUUAUGCAAUGAAUUAUAGAAAGAUACGUCAUCACAGGCAUUACAAAUAUCACUAAAUGUGAUAUAUUGGUGAUAAAGUGUCUAUAUUUAGACACUUUGAUAGAUGAUCAGAAUAAAAAUAAUUCAUGCAUCAAUUAUUCAUGAAAGAUAUUCAAUUGUUUUGGAUGCAUUUGAAUAAAUAUUCUUAGUAUGUGCAAAAAUA
This is a messenger RNA of Monomorium pharaonis (pharaoh ant), 569 nucleotides long. RefSeq names its product putative ATP synthase subunit f, mitochondrial (gene ATPsynF). NCBI's taxonomy places the organism in Eukaryota, Metazoa, Arthropoda, Insecta, Hymenoptera, Formicidae. Gene Ontology annotation, biological process: proton motive force-driven mitochondrial ATP synthesis. The record is from RefSeq and is a predicted model, not a curated record. The coding region runs from base 85 to 423 and encodes 112 amino acids. The transcript is spliced from 4 exons. Gene Ontology annotation, molecular function: proton-transporting ATP synthase activity, rotational mechanism.